CUAUUUCACUUUCUAAACGCCUGGCUUCUUUUCCAAGUGCUUCCCAACCAUUUUCUAAGGUUGAAGACGACAUUCAACAAUCUUUGUUAUAACACAUUGUUGAAUUGGCUGCUUUUGUGUGUGUGUGUGUGUGUUGAGAUUGCGGACUCUUCCCAUGGCUAUGUUAUUGAAAAGUGCUACUCUAGUGAGUAGAGUAACCUCUCGUUCUUCGGCUCCCAAGGGGUUGGCACAACUUCAUAGUGCAACUCCCACUUUGUUUAAAGUACAAGAUGCCGAUUUCAUGCACUCAGAUCGUUUGUACAAGUUUGCAGUGAAACCUCCUAAAAAGUGGAAGCUGCAACUCUUCUUAUUUACUUUUGUCACAACAGCUCUAGGCACACCAGCUUUUGUAGUUUGGUUUAGUAACAAGAAGGCAGGAAUUUGGUAGAAGAGUUGCUUGAAAAGUUUUUAUAAAAUAUCCGAUUGUGUC
This is a messenger RNA of Galdieria sulphuraria, 469 nucleotides long. RefSeq lists its product as uncharacterized. NCBI's taxonomy places the organism in Eukaryota, Rhodophyta, Bangiophyceae, Galdieriales, Galdieriaceae. The transcript has 4 exons. The record is from RefSeq and is a predicted model, not a curated record. Bases 155 to 427 code for a protein of 90 amino acids.